AUGGCUGUCCUCUUCCCAAGAUUUCAUCUGACCGAGAUCGAAGACACAUCCUGGUGUCCUGACUGGCUUCGAGAUCACGCCCAUUCUUCCCUGGCUCGGCUCUGGCAAGUCAAAUCCAGCAAUGGCAACUCUCUCGCUAUCCAGGCCUGUAACGUCUUGCUAAGAGUGCUGGGUGGCAUCGACAAUGUAGCAAAGUAUACGAUUAUAGACGCGUGCUCUGGAGCCGGUGGACCGACACCGUUCUUCGAGAAGUACAUCAACAAGCAGCUAGAGGCCAGCGGGCAUGCACCAGUCGGCUUUGUUCUGACAGACUGGGCCCCAUACGUGGAAGCUUGGAAAAAGCUAUCAGCAGAACAACCGAACAUCACCUUCAAACCGCAGUCGAUCGACGCAGCAGAUGCAAAACGGAUUGCAGAACCCGGCAAGAAAGAAUGUCGCAUCUUCAACCUCUGCUUCCACCAUUUCGACGACCCUGCUGCGGCCAAGAUCCUACGCAGUGCCGUCGAAGAGGCGGAUGCAUUCAUUAUCUUCGAGAUCACUCAUCGCACAUUACCAUCCAUCACAUACACCGCGCUCGCAUCGUUGUUCGGCGCGCUCAGUACGACAUGGAUCGAGUAUCGCUGGUCGCCAUUCCAUCUACUAUUCACCUAUCUCAUCCCCUUGUUCCCCUUUUACUACAUCUUCGAUGGCGUCGUGUCGUGCAUUCGUGGACGGACGGUCGAAGAGACGACGAAUCUGUUCUCGAUGGGAAAGGGUGUCGAUUUGAGCGGGUGGGACAUUCAGCAUGGUGAGGAAAUGGUUCUGCCUCCCAUUGGCACUCUGUUCUGGUACUCUGGGGUGAAGCGAAGUGAGAAGCAGCGGCUAUAG
Messenger RNA from Recurvomyces mirabilis, 867 nucleotides. RefSeq lists its product as uncharacterized. The transcript is spliced from 2 exons. Lineage: Eukaryota; Fungi; Ascomycota; Dothideomycetes; Mycosphaerellales; Teratosphaeriaceae. Bases 1 to 867 code for a protein of 288 amino acids. The record is from RefSeq and is a predicted model, not a curated record.